This is a messenger RNA of Saimiri boliviensis boliviensis (Bolivian squirrel monkey), 393 nucleotides long. RefSeq names its product glycoprotein hormone subunit beta 5 (gene GPHB5). Gene Ontology annotation, cellular component: extracellular region; cytoplasm. Gene Ontology annotation, biological process: regulation of thyroid hormone receptor signaling pathway; G protein-coupled receptor signaling pathway. NCBI's taxonomy places the organism in Eukaryota, Metazoa, Chordata, Mammalia, Primates, Cebidae. Gene Ontology annotation, molecular function: hormone activity. The record is from RefSeq and is a predicted model, not a curated record.
AUGAAGCUGACAAUCCUCUUCCUUGGCCCCAUGGCCCUCCUCCUUCUGGCUGGCUGUGGCUGUGUCCUUGGCACCUCCAGUGGUAACCUGCGCACCUUUGUGGGCUGUGCCGUGAGGGAGUUCACUUUCCUGGCCAAGAAGCCAGGCUGCAAGGGCCUUCGGAUCACCACGGAUGCCUGCUGGGGUCGCUGUGAGACCUGGGAGAAACCUAUUCUGGAACCCCCCUACAUUGAAGCCCAUCAUCGAGUCUGUACCUACAACGAGACCAAACAGGUGACCGUCAAGCUGCCCAACUGUGCCCUAGGAGUUGACCCCUUCUACACCUAUCCCGUGGCCGUCCGCUGUGACUGCGGAGCCUGCUCCACGGCCACCACGGAGUGUGAGACCAUCUGA